Messenger RNA from Dromiciops gliroides (monito del monte), 1488 nucleotides. It is a transcript of the gene CHRDL2, whose product is annotated as chordin like 2. NCBI's taxonomy places the organism in Eukaryota, Metazoa, Chordata, Mammalia, Microbiotheria, Microbiotheriidae. The record is from RefSeq and is a predicted model, not a curated record. Gene Ontology annotation, molecular function: protein binding.
ACACACACACACACACACGCCCAGGAGGCCGGAUUUGCGGGCGACCAGUCCCCAGAGUUUCUUCGCUUUCCCUGAAGGAGGCGCCUGAGCUGAGAUCGCGCCAGGCGGCCGGGAGGGAGCUCCCCGCGGCAAGCGCUGCAUAGGGUCUGGAGGUGGAAGAAUGAUUCCUGAAGUCAGAGUCCUCUCUUCCUUGUUGGGAUUUGUCCUUCUCUGGUUCCCCUCGGACACUCAUCCCCGGACCCGCCCUGACAUGUUCUGCCUUUUCCAUGGGAAGCGUUAUGCCCUGGGAGAGAGCUGGCAUCCCUACUUGGAGCCGCAGGUGAUGUACUGUCUGCGCUGCACCUGUUCUGAGAGUGCCCACGUGAGCUGUUAUCGCCUCCACUGCCCACCAGUACACUGUCCUCAGCCUGUGACAGAACCUCAGCAAUGCUGCCCCCGAUGCGUGGAACCUCACACGCCAUCAGGGCUCCGGGCCCCCCUGAAGUCGUGCCAGUACAAUGGCACCACCUACCAGCAAGGGGACACGUUCACCACCCACGAGCUCUUUCCUUCCCGUCAGACCAACCAGUGUGUCUUCUGCAGCUGCUCAGAAGGCCAAAUCUACUGUGGCCUCAUGACUUGUCCUGAAACCAGCUGUCCCACACCUGUCCCCGUGCCCGACUCCUGCUGUUACACCUGCAAAGAUGGGUCAUAUGAGAAAUCAGCUGAAGAGGAGUCCCUGCAGUUAUACCGAGGAGUGAGGCACUCCCAGGACCCGUGUGUUAGCCAGGGUGGGAACAGGCGGGUACCAGGAACCACGGCACCCACAGGCCUCAGCUCCUCCCUGGGCUUCAUCCCCAGACACUUUGGACAGAAGGGGAGCGGCAGCACCACUGUCAAGAUAGUCCUCAAAGAGAAACAUAAGAAAGCCUGCAUGUACAAUGGGAAGACGUAUUCCCAUGGGGAGGUGUGGCACCCGGCCUUCCGUUCCUUCGGGCCCCUGCCCUGCAUCCUUUGCACCUGUCAAGAUGGCCGCCAGGACUGCCAGCGGGUGACCUGCCCCAGGGAGUAUGGCUGCCUCUACCCAGAGAAGGUAGAAGGGAAAUGCUGCAAGAUCUGUCCAGAGGACAGGACCAACCCUAGUGAUGAGGUCAGUACCACCAGAUGUCCAGCAGGGCCCAGUCAGGUCCUUGUCCACACCCUUGUCUCUCCAAGCCCUGAAAGCCUGCGUCGGAUUGCCCUGGAACAGGAAGCCUCUGACUAUGUGGAGAUUUACAUCUGGAAGCUGGUAAAAGGAAUUUUUCAUCUGAUCCAGAUCAAGAAAGUUCGGAAGCAAGAAUUCAAAGAAGAGGCACAAAACUUCAGGCUCAUCACUCGGACAAAUGAAGGUCAUUGGAAUGUCUUCCGAGCCCAGGCCGCAGAGCUGAAGGUGACAGCCAGCCCAGACAAAGAGACCAAGACCUUAUAAUAGAGCCUUAGAUAUUUGCAUAUAUGAAAUCUAUAUAAUUA